Messenger RNA from Trichomonas vaginalis G3, 636 nucleotides. RefSeq lists its product as uncharacterized. The coding region runs from base 1 to 636 and encodes 211 amino acids. Lineage: Eukaryota; Parabasalia; Trichomonadida; Trichomonadidae. The transcript has a single exon. The record is from RefSeq and is a predicted model, not a curated record.
AUGUUCCUUAACCUCAUUCUUCCUGGCGCUAAAACAUGGAAACCAUAUUGGGUUGAAAUCCACGAUAAUUUCCUCGAUAUUUCUGUCGAGUAUGGCAAAGAAGCUUUCACUUCUUACCAUAUUGGCGUAUUAAAAGUCCGCCCUUCAAAGGACUUCCCUGACCGCCCAGAUGUACUUGAAUUUUACGAUGGUGAUGGUCUUACACAAGUUCAUUUCUACGUAUUUACAUACGAUCCAUUUGAUAUCCUCGAAUUCUUCAAAGGAAUUUGCGCUUCUUACAAGAACUGGCGCGAAACAAUUCAGCGCGAAAAUCAACCACAGCAGUUUACAUGCGAAGUUAAGCCACCGGGCUUUUUCAGUGCAAAUGUUGAUUGGAAAGUUUCACAAGACAGAAUCUCUAUAGUAAAGAGUGGCCGCGAAGAAUCAUCUAUCUUUCUUAAAGAUUUACAAUCAAUAACUCCAUCAGCGAGCUCAUCAAAGCCAAAUGCAUUCAAAUUCUCUCUUAAGAACGGUGGUGAUAAGGAUGAACAUCGCUGCCUUACUCUUGAUAAUAUGAAGCGUUUACUUGAUGCUAUUUAUACAAAUACGUUCAUUAUCAAAUCUGCCUCCGAAGGCGCUGCUGCUCCAAGUGAGUAA